AAACAUUUGGUUGUUUUUCAAAUGCAGAAACAACUAAAGAGUUGUAAGACCAAAGAAACCCAUUAUUUUAACUUAAAUACCAUCCUUACUAGAAAUAUCAGCCAGUUGAUGGUAAGAAUUAUCAACGCGUAAUCCAACGACAUCAAAAUAAACACUAUUAAUUGUUACCUUUACUAUUGUCAUGAUUAAAAAAGUUUGAGAUUGUCUUCUCACUUUUCCACUGUUUAUCUGUCUCAAUCACAUCAUCCAAUCUGUGUGUUUUUGCUACACAAUAACGUUUAACCCACACUAUACUGAGGAGUAUCAAAGCAUUUUUUUACACCAAUCAUAUUGGGACUAAUUAAAGACUUAAAACUAUGGGGAGAUUGGGAGCAUUUCCUGCCGAUGCGGCUGCAAGUCUGUUGGAUUUCAAUCAGAAGCUUGAUAUUAACUUGUUGGAUUCCAUAGUCAAUUAUAUGUAUAAUGGUGAAGGAUCUCAACAAAGAUUAGCACAAGAAAUAUUGACAACACUGAAAGAGCAUCCAGAUGCUUGGACUCGUGUUGACACCAUUCUUGAAUUUUCAAAGAAUCAACAAACCAAGUAUUAUGCGUUACAAAUCUUGGAAAAUGUUAUUAAAACGAGAUGGAAAGUUUUACCUCGUAACCAAUGUGAAGGAAUCAAAAAAUAUAUCGUUGGUCUUAUCAUUAAGACAUCAUCCGACCCAGAGUCUCUGGUUAAAGAAAAAGUUUAUCUCAAUAAACUUAAUAUGAUAUUAGUUCAGAUAUUGAAAAGAGAAUGGCCCAAAAAAUGGCCUACCUUCAUCAGUGAUAUAGUAGGAGCUAGUAAAACCAAUGAAAGUUUGUGUCAGAAUAAUAUGAUAAUUCUAAAACUUCUGAGCGAAGAAGUUUUCGAUUUCUCUACCGGUCAAAUGACGCAAGCCAAAGCCAAGCAUCUCAAAGACACAAUGUGCUCGGAAUUCUCACAAAUUUUUCAGCUGUGUCAAUUCGUUUUGGAAAAUUCUCAGAACCCAAAUCUAAUUCUUUGCACACUGGAAACACUUCUGCGUUUUCUCAACUGGAUUCCUCUUGGAUACAUUUUCGAGACUAAACUUAUCAGCACUCUCAUUUUUAAAUUUUUCAUCGUUCCUAUGUUUCGAAAUGUUACGCUUAAAUGUCUCACUGAGAUAGCGGCAAUCAAUGCUGCUCACUACGAUGAAAUGUUCAUCACAUUGUUUACUCAGACAGGCCAACAACUUGAGAAUAUGCUUCCAGCCGAUACUGACAUCCGAGAGGCUUAUGCGAUCGGAACUGAUGAAGAACAAAAGUUCGUCCAAAAUUUGAGUUUAUUUUUGUGCACCUUCUUGAAAGAGCAUGGACAACUGAUAGAAAAACCACAAUAUCGAGAGAUACUUAUGGGAUCUCUGAAUGGUCUCUUAAUGAUUUCCGAAGUUAACGAAGUGGAGAUUUUUAAGAUCUGCUUAGAAUAUUGGAAUUGUCUCGCUACUGAUCUGUAUCAUGAAUUCCCACAACCAGUAGCUCAACGAGGUACUCAAGUGAUGUCGCCGAGUUCUGUUAUGAUCAGUUUUCGUCGUGAAUUAUAUAGACCUAUUCUUUCUAAACUGCGUUACAUAAUUAUUGGUAGGAUGGCUAAGCCAGAGGAAGUGCUGGUCGUGGAAAAUGAACAAGGAGAAGUUGUGAGGGAAUUCAUGAAAGAUACAGACUCUAUACAGUUAUAUAAAAAUAUGAGAGAGACGCUUAUUUAUUUAACAAACCUUGAUUGUGCAGAUACUGAACGAAUUAUGACUGAAAAAUUGCAGAAUCAAGUCAAUGGAUCAGAAUGGGGUUGGAAAAGUCUUAACACGUUAUGUUGGGCUAUUGGGUCAAUAAGUGGAGCUAUGAGUGAAGAAGAUGAACGAAGGUUUCUAGUCACAGUAAUUAAAGAUUUACUUGGUCUCUGUGAACAAAAAAGAGGAAAAGAUAAUAAGGCCAUCAUAGCAUCCAAUAUCAUGUAUGUCGUUGGUCAAUAUCCUAGAUUUUUACGUGCUCAUUGGAAAUUUCUCAAGACUGUCGUUAACAAACUUUUUGAAUUCAUGCACGAAACACAUGAAGGUGUACAGGACAUGGCUUGUGACACAUUCAUUAAGAUCGCGCAAAAAUGUCGUCGUCAUUUUGUUCAAGUCCAGAUUGGUGAAGUUCAACCUUUCAUCGAAGAAAUAUUGAGCAACAUCAAUUCCAUUAUUUGUGAUUUACAACCACAACAGGUACACACCUUCUAUGAAGCUGUUGGUCAUAUGAUCGCUGCUCAAGCUGAUGUGCCGGCUGCUAACGCUUUGAUUAAGAAGUAUAUGUUUCUACCUAAUCAAGUGUGGGAUGACAUAAUCAAUCAAGCAUUUAAAAACGUCGAUGUUCUUAAAGAUCCGGACGCCGUGAAACAAUUGGGCAACAUUUUAAAAACCAAUGUUCGUGCCUGUAAAGCUCUAGGACAUCAUUAUGUUGUGCAACUUGGCCGAAUUUAUUUGGACAUGUUGAAUGUUUAUAAAGUUAUGAGUGAAAACAUUAGUGCAGCGAUUGCGUUAAACGGUGAAUCUGUUACCAAACAGCCUUUAAUUAGAAGUAUGAGGACAGUUAAAAAAGAGACAUUAAAAUUGAUCUCCGGUUGGAUAGAAAGAUCAUCAGACCCUAAAUUGGUUUUAGAAAACUUUAUUCCGCCUCUUCUGGAUGCGGUUCUUCUAGAUUAUCAGAGAUGUGCAGUGCCUUGUGCUAGAGAACCAGAAGUACUCUCAACCAUGGCAACUAUAGUCAAUCAGUUGCAAGUAAGUAAAGUAUCAUUGAUCGAAAAUGGUGAAAUUGCUUCGGAGAUUCCCAAGAUUUUUGAUGCAGUUUUUGAGUGUACUCUCGAUAUGAUUAACAAAGAUUUCCAAGAAUUUCCAGAAUAUCGGACCAAUUUCUAUCUAAUGUUACAAGAAGUUGUGAAUCAUUGUUUCAAAGCAUUGUUAAUGAUCCCACCCAAUCAGUUUAAACUUGUUUUGGACUCCAUAAUCUGGGCAUUUAAACAUACCAUGAGAAAUGUAGCUGACAUUGGUUUACAAAUUUUACUUGAGUUAUUAGAAGAUAUUGGAAGAGAGGAGGCAGCAAUGCAAAGUUUCUAUCAAACUUAUUACACUGAUAUUCUUCAACAUAUUUUCUCUGUUGUUACCGAUACAUCUCAUGUUGCAGGCCUCACGUUACAAGCAACUAUCUUGGCGUUCAUGUUUUUCGUAGUUGAAUCUGGUAAAAUAACAGUACCUCUUAAUCCUGCUGUUCAAAGCCAGACGAACCAAACAAAUGAGCAAUAUGUACAAGAUUUUGUGGCCAAUCUUCUUAAAGCCGCCUUCCCACAUCUCACUGAUCCACAAAUACAAUUAACAGUCCGAGGUUUUUUCAAACUAGAUCGAGAUAUAACGGGUUUCAAAGAACAUCUCAGAGACUUUUUAGUUCAGAUUCGGGAAUUUGCGGGUGAAGAUGAUAGUGAUCUAUAUCUCGAAGAAAGAGAAGAAGCCAUGAGGAUAGCGGAAGCAGAAAAAAGGAAACUUCAAAUGACAGUACCAGGAAUCAUCAAUCCUCACGAGUUACCUGAAGAAAUGCAAGAUUAGGAAAAACAGCCCACUGUUAGUUAUUUUUUGCUACGUUUUCAUUUUUCCCCUUCUGUUCUUUUCGAACCUCAUCAUCAUCAUCAUAAUCAUCUUCAUUGUCAAGUGUCCAGUUUUGAAGAACAAUAAUAAAAAAAACUUUGUAACUAAGAAAUACGAAUCAUGGCAACAACAACGGUUCAAAUGAAUAAACAAAAGACACACUAUUUGAAGUCAAUAAUGCUUAUUUAA
This is a messenger RNA of Tetranychus urticae (two-spotted spider mite), 3839 nucleotides long. It is a transcript of the gene emb, whose product is annotated as exportin-1 emb. Gene Ontology annotation, biological process: ribosomal large subunit export from nucleus; protein export from nucleus; ribosomal small subunit export from nucleus. NCBI's taxonomy places the organism in Eukaryota, Metazoa, Arthropoda, Arachnida, Trombidiformes, Tetranychidae. The record is from RefSeq and is a predicted model, not a curated record. Gene Ontology annotation, cellular component: nucleus; cytoplasm. Gene Ontology annotation, molecular function: small GTPase binding; nuclear export signal receptor activity.